Messenger RNA from Marasmius oreades (fairy-ring Marasmius), 2699 nucleotides. RefSeq lists its product as uncharacterized. The transcript has 7 exons. The record is from RefSeq and is a predicted model, not a curated record. Gene Ontology annotation, biological process: DNA-templated transcription; regulation of DNA-templated transcription. The coding region runs from base 54 to 2699 and encodes 881 amino acids. Lineage: Eukaryota; Fungi; Basidiomycota; Agaricomycetes; Agaricales; Marasmiaceae. Gene Ontology annotation, molecular function: zinc ion binding; DNA-binding transcription factor activity, RNA polymerase II-specific; DNA binding.
CACACAACACCUCUUCUCCUCUCACCGCCAUUGCACCCCUCUCCCCCAUCGCCAUGCCCGACGACAACAAUCCCAUACCAUCUUCCUCGUCGUCUCCAUCCACUGUAACUAACUCCACCCGUCCCAAACAAUCCACAAGAACCUCAACCGGCACAGUCAGAGGAAGAACCUCGCCAGGGCUCGGAAGCGACAGCACCGGCGAUGUUCGUCCUCAGAAACGCGCUAGGAAAGCAAUAAAUUGUGAGCCCUGUAGGAACAGUAAACUCAAAUGCGAUAGGAACCGUCCUUGCUCGUCGUGUGUCCUUCGCGGCACUUCGGCUUUAUGUUACGCGGAUUCGCGCCCACCAGAAGGCGACGUUAUCGUCCGCGGAGAUGACCACCAUCACUAUAAUCGAGUGGACCCCGCUGCAGAGUUUGCUCGCCUUCGGCAUUCCUUGAACCUCCUUGAAUCCUACAUCUACCCCAACAACAAAAAUUCUCUUCAAUCCCUACCCCAUUCGACACCAAACCGUCACCGUCAAAGCACGAUUGACUCAGGAUUUUUGGCUCCCAAGAAGGAGCCAGUGGAUCUAGACAUGAACGAUAAAUCCAACAUCACUCCUGGGAUGCUUGGACCUCAAACGCAGGGAGGGUUGUAUGCAGGACCGACGUCUGUGCCUUCACAUUUCAUGUCGACUGAUCAGCCCCGCGGUUCUGAUGAAGACUCCGACAGCCGGCAAAGCCAAGAGCGAAUAGAGGACUUCCCUCAAAAUACAAGUGUUGAAUACGACAGAGAUCUAUUGGGCAUGCUUCCCUCUAUCGAUGUUAUUGACGGCCUUAUCAGCUACUACUUUGAAUAUUGCAACUGGAUAUACCGACACGUAAACCAGGUUGCCUUCACCCAAAACUGGGAACGUUUCAAGAGCGGUCAUUCUGCUGACCGGAUCACUCUCGCCACAGCUUGUACACUUAUGGCCAUAUCGACACAUUACCUACCUGUUCAGCACCCUUUGCUUGAAAGCUUCGCAGAGACCCAUGAGCAAUUGGGUGCAAAUUUCUACGAGGUGUCAGGCAUGUCGCUGUCCCGUCGCAUGGCAGAGAACAAGUCAUACAACCUUGACCUUGUCGAAUUGUUCCUUAUUCGAAAUCAUUAUAAUAUUCUCCUGAAGAGCGACAGUGAAGAGAUAUGGCACAUGAAGGGGGAACUGGUAACCGUUGGUACCGCAAUGGGUCUUCAUCGUGAUCCGGGGAAAUGGAGGAUGCAGCGAGACGUGGCCGAGCGGAGAAGAUGGGCGUGGUGGCAUAUUAUUCUGAUGGAACGAUGGCAGGCCUUUAUGUUUGGGAGGCCAUUGUGUAUUGCUUCCCAUCAUUUCGACACCCAACUUCCUUCGUAUUGCGAUCCCGCGAUUGAUAAAACAGGACGGCUUUAUCUCCCGAAUAUCGCACUGUUCCGAUUAGCUUUCAUUUUAGGCGACAUUGUGGACGAUGCUGUUUCUGUCCGGCCCGUGCCGUACGAGAGCGUUAAAGCCAAUGAUCGUGCGCUAACGGAGUGGAUGGAUAACCUCCCGGCCGAACUGGAUCUUGACGAGUAUCGAGUUGCUCGAAAUCUUGCUUCAUCAAAUGCAAACCUGCGACGUCUUGGUGUCCAGAGCGUUAUCAUACGCACUUCCUAUCAUCACAUUAGGUUCACUCUACACCGUCCAUAUGCGAGUGCUCCUAGUUCAGGGCCUAGUGUCAACGGAAGCUCGAAACCGUUAGGAGGUCCCGAUUCGUCGAAAAUGGCGCAGUCUCUCGAGAUUGCUGUGAGCUCCGCAGACAAGUUGAUUACAAUGGUCAGUCAAGCUAGACCCGACUUCCUUGCCAAUUCGUCUCUCGCUGUACCAGGUCACAUGAGUUGGGGUCCAUGGCACUGUUUCUCUGCUAGCAUGUUCUUCUCUUUCCAACUGAUUGCGAACCCGGACCAACCUGGUGCCGGAUUGUUCCGCGCCUCGAUCAAGAAAGCGUUGACGACGCUGGAGCAAUCCCGGGGCAUUCCUGUAGCAGACAAAGCGCUGGAUAUCCUUCUAGCACUCGCUCCGCUCUAUUCGGCAGAGUCCCAGAUGAAGCCUCAAGAGGAGAGAGACAAAGAAAGGGCUAGAUGCCUGAGUGUUGUCCGGAAGCUGGCCUUCCCCUACCACGACUCGCAUGAUCCCCGGAAUCGGUUAGGCAACUCGGAUUCCCCGAGUGGUUUUGGUAGCAGGAUAGGAUCGCUUCUCUCUAGCUCACCCGCUAACUCGAGCUCGGUCAGUCCGCCUAUGGGCCAAAUGAUGCCUCACACGCAUACAUACGAUUCGUUACCAACGCAUGCGAUGUCUUCAAUGAGGACAUCGCCCUCAGUCUAUAACCAGAACGGUACCUCGACUGCAUCAUCUGGUCAAACCCAAUCGCCACAUAGUAUGCAACCGUUACCGUUGUCGUCGCCAACAGGUGCUCACCACGGUUUGGUGACCUCUUCCCCGACUUCGGCGGCCUAUGGACACACAAAUCCAGGAGGCUUCCCUAUGGGACCAACCCAGGGUACACCCUCUCAUGUUCAGAUCUAUGGUGUGAGCCAGUACCCGGUGGACAGUAAUGCUAUGGAAUCAAUGUGGGGGGCUUCGCUCGGUUUUGGUCAUACUGAGUGGGCACAAUUUCUGGAUGGUACGGUCACGAAGGGCGGUGUACAAACUGCCAUAUAUUAA